AGUACAAACCAUUUAUAUGUUGCGCCCGAGAAAUCAAAUCUUGGGUGAACUGAACGUUGAUUUUCCUCCUCCAAUCUCGCCCCUUUGAUCUCUAACAAUGCCUCUCAUUUUCCUUCCACCCUCCUCCCCUAAUGUUCGCUCUCUGCAAGUGGGGCGGCCACUCUCUCCAGUGAAGCUUGAUCGAGAAAUUCUGUGCCCAUGUCACUCUACAACUUUGCUUAGAAUUUGAGGGAAAAGAAAAAUAAUAAACAAGCCUUCAAGGUUGAUUGUAAUUAUGGUUCCCAAAAACUUUCUCACGCUUAAGGCUCAUUUUGAUUUGGCUACACAGCGUUUUAUGAAUGAUUCUGCGUUCGGGAACACGAUUCGGGUUAUGGGUUCUGUAUGGUUUUUUGUCUGCAACUACUUGCUCUCUGUUUUUGGAUUACUUCUCAGAUUCAUAUUCAGAUCUCCGGCAAUUGAUUCGGAAAACUUUCAACAGGAUGAUCAAAAUAGUUCAAGUGAUUCUCAUAUUGAUGGAUUCAAAAAAGAAGAGACAUGUCUUAGCUUACAGAUAAGUGAAAGUGGCAAUAAAAGUAGUGGAGAAAGAGAAAAUUCCAACUCUGUCUGCGCUAGUAAGUAUGUGUUCAUGUCUGGGAAAGGUGUCAGUGGAUUCUUGGAAGAACCAAAAACCAUGAGCUUCAGCUUCCAAGAACUGUAUGCGGCUUCCACUGAGUAUAACGCUUGCACCGACAGAGAUUUCCAAAAGCUCAAUUCAGAAGAAGAGGCCGUUUAUGGAGAAAAAGCAGAGAACUCUGUUGAAAACUUUAGUUCUGGAAAGGCUGCAGAGAAAGCAGAAGAGGAAACAUUCACUGAAAAAAGUGUCUCCGGGAGGGGAGAGAGGGAUUGUACAGAAAGAAAUGUUCUCAAGGAUGAUUCUGGAGAUGAAGUUGAAUCGGUUUGCGAUGAUUGCUCUGUACGACUUGGGUCGGAACCGGAGUCGAUUGGCUCAAGUGGGUUGUCAAUUAGCAAUCCCAUGAUUGACCAUGCGGUUUUGGGUGAUAAAAACGUGGGUGAUGGAUUGGAAACUGAAGCCCUUUUGGCCAAUGAUGGCGAAAAAGUAAUAGAUGUUCAAGAAAUUUCAACUUGUGACAAUAUCGAGGAAGUUUCCAGCAGUAAAACUAGACUUGCAGGGAGCGAAGAAAUAGGUGCCAUUGAUUCAUCACAAGAUUCUGAUGAAGAAUAUAUAGAAUUAGAAUCCCAUCUACAGAAUUUAAUCGGCUUGGAAGAGAGAUCUUUGUUUGGGGGAGAAUCUGGAAAGGUUGAGAACAAAAAUGAAGAGGGAGGUUUAGUCCAAGAAGAGUCAGAACCCGAAAAUAUUUUGGAGAAAUCUGAAGGAACUAACUUUCGGGAGGAACCAUCCGAAUCAAGUCUUGACUACCAAAACGACUCGGGUUUCCUAUGGGAGGAGGACGAGGAUGUACUAGAGCUGCUGAAGAUGGAACUGAGGAAUAAGAGAACUGGAGGACUUCAUACUAUUUUAGAAGAAGAAGAAGAAGAGGAGCCAGAGUCUGCAACCAAGGUUGAAGGUCUAAAGCCACUGAAGAUUCAUGAAAAGAUCGAGUUCAAAGAUCGAAUGGAAGAGAUCCAAAAGGUUUACAAGAGCUACUCUGACAAAAUUCGAAAACUGGAUAUGUUGAAUAGCCAGACCAUGCAUGCAAUUGGAUUUCUCCAGCUGAAAGAACCAGUUAAGCCAAUUUCAAUGCAAAAAUCUGGAGCUUCAGUUGCUAAAUCUCUUCCUUACAACAUGAUAUGGCCGCGCAAAGCGCGAAGAGUCAAUGCUGACCCGAUGCACAAAGUGAAUGAAGAAUUGCAAAGGGACUUGGAAUUGGUUUAUGUAGGACAGGUUUGCCUUUCAUGGGAAAUCCUCCAUUGGCAGCAUGGGAAAGCCCAAGAACUGCAGGAAUACGAUUCCCAAGGUCUUCAUCGGUAUAAUCAAGUUGCAGGAGACUUUCAAUUGUUUCAAGUACUCUUGCAAAGGUUUAUAGAGAACGAGCCAUUUCAAGGCCCAAGAGUGCACAACUAUGUCAGCAAUCGAUGCGUGCUUCGAAACCUUCUUCAAGUGCCAGUCAUUAGAGAUGAUUGCGUGAAGCAUCGGAGGGUAACGAGGGAGGAGGAGGAGGAGGAUGCAAUUUCAAGUGGCAUGAUAGCAGAAAUCAUCGAGGAAUCAAGGCGGAUGUUUUGGCAGUUUCUUCGUGCAGAUAAAGAUGCAGGGAAUAUGGUUCCAAAUGGUCCCCAGAAAAAUCAUGUCACUCUUCAAAAUGAUGCGGACUCGGCAUUCCUGAUGCACAUUCGAGCUGAUCUUCAGAAGAAGGAGAGAAAGCUCAAAGACAUACAGAAAAGCGGGAAUUGCAUAGUAAAGAGGUUCCAAAAGCAUCACAACGAGAAGUUGGAUCAUUCACUAUUGGUUGCACAGGUUGAACUGAGGUUGGUUUCAAGAGUUCUGAAUAUGUCAAGAUUAACAAGGAACCAAUUAGUGUGGUGUCGUGAAAAACUAGACCAAAUUAACAUUGUUAACAGAAAGAUUCACGUGGAACCCUCAUUUUUGCUAUUUCCAUGUUGACAUAGCAUGCUCUGCCACGACAUUAACUUGUUUUGAGCGGUGUGGCCUGUGCAGAUGCAACUUGGCCAUGGAUUUGUACAACAGAUAAAGCAAGUAGCGUUGGGUUAAUGCAAAAGAUAUAUAAUGUAAACA
This is a messenger RNA of Carya illinoinensis, 2731 nucleotides long. RefSeq lists its product as uncharacterized. The transcript is spliced from 5 exons. Bases 275 to 2599 code for a protein of 774 amino acids. The record is from RefSeq and is a predicted model, not a curated record. NCBI's taxonomy places the organism in Eukaryota, Viridiplantae, Streptophyta, Magnoliopsida, Fagales, Juglandaceae.